Molecule: messenger RNA, 1773 nt
Organism: Gregarina niphandrodes
Lineage: Eukaryota; Apicomplexa; Conoidasida; Eugregarinorida; Gregarinidae
Product: putative transmembrane protein
Exons: 3
Coding region: 1-1773 (590 amino acids)
Biological process (GO): magnesium ion homeostasis
Cellular component (GO): intracellular membrane-bounded organelle
Source: RefSeq, a predicted model, not a curated record
AUGUGGACGCAAGCGUGGGAUCUUAUGAUCUCGUGUGUAUUAGUCCUAAUCUCCGGGUUCGUAUCCGGUAUGACGGUAGGAAUGUUGAGUAUCGACUCUGUACAGUUGAAAGUGUUACAAGAUCAGGGAACACUUGAAGAGAGACGUAAGGCAAUGAAACUGGCCCAGAUUCUUUCGAACCACCACCUGAUACUAGUUACGCUAUUGUUAGCUAACAGUAUUGCUCUCGAAGCUUUACCCAUAUUCCUAAACAAAUGUGUGUCAGAAGUGGUAGCCGUUGCGAUGUCAGUCACACUAAUUUUAUUGUUCGGCGAGAUCAUCCCUCAGGCGGCAUGUACGGGCAAGCAUCAAAUGAAGAUUGUGAUGUCGAGCUUACCGGUGGUACAAUUGUUGAUAUCUACAUUGUGGGUCUUGGCUUAUCCGAUAGCUCGUUUAUUGGAUUUUUUGGUCGGGGAGUCUGAGGGUCAGCCAUUGUACGCCCGUUCGCAUUUGAAGGCGCUAAUUAGAUUGCAUCAGAAGAACUCGCAUAGUGAGGAGUGUUCUGUGCGCCACCAUUCGGUAAAUUCCAACGGUGGAUCGGCUUUAUGUGCAGAUGAGGUGGUGGUGAUCGAGGGCGCGUUGGAUUUGGCAUCGAAGUGUGCGCAACAGGUAAUGGUACCCAUUGAUGAUGUGUUUAUGCUGGAGGAGACACAGCCGUUGACUGUGGCAUUGCGGCAGGAUUUGUUAGCCAGGGGGCAUUCGCGUGUGCCGGUGUAUCGCACACACAAGUGGAAUGUGAAAGGAUUAUUGUACGUCAAGUCACUCAUCUGUAUCGACUCACAUGAGACACCGCAGGUUGGCCACCUAGUCAAGUGCACGAAGGCGCCCAUAUUCUGCCACCCACAAACCUCGCUUUACGACCUACUGAACGAGUUCCAACGCGGGCGACAUAUGGCUUUUGUCACUCAAAACCCACUUUGGCACAUCCAUAACUGGGGGCGCGAAACCAACGAAGACAUAGACGCUUCCGCCGCAGAAGACGACCGAGCGCUCGUAGGCAUCACGACCAUCGAAGACAUUAUCGAGGAACUCAUCCAGGAAGAAAUUUAUGACGAAUUUGAUAACUACGCUAGCUCAUACAAUAACGAACUCCUCUCCCCCGCCUCUCCCGCACCCGUUUGCAAAGCGGGCCGUCUCCCCACGAUUGCCAGCGGCACCUUCGUUUCCAGCGGCGGUAGUCCUCUGGCCGGAGCAAUUCCCGACAAACCUCUCACGGGCGGCUCGCUCACGGGCGGCUCGCGCACCGCACUUGUCCAGUCAGGAACCGCGGCUCUCGUCGGCUCCACCACCGCCGCGGGACCGGUGAAGGUCACAAUCCAACGCAAGUCCUUCACAGGGCUAGAUGACCUGAACGAGCGACUGCUCGAAACCUCGCGGGGCGACGCAAGGCCUCCCCAGUCCGUCGGUGCCAACCCCUCAGGUGGAGUGGUCGUCGUCAACAACCUGAAAAAUCUCAAGACCAUAAUCGGCCUGAACCAAGCCAAACGGAAACGCCAAGAUCUUGGCGAAAGCGGCGUCGUCGGCGUAGACGGCAACGUCCCCGCCGUCCCGCCCGCUGCCGUUCCCGCCAUCGGUAAUGCUGUCCUCAUGAUGGGCGUCCCGCGACCCCCCUUCGGACCAACAGAACUCCGACCCGCCACCGCAACGAGCCACCAACCCACAACACCGGCGGCGGAACCCGGACUCGAACCUGCCACCGACGCCGACCGGGUCACCGUCGACGUCCGAGACUGA